Morchella importuna is the source of this 1374-nucleotide messenger RNA. RefSeq lists its product as uncharacterized. Bases 1 to 1374 code for a protein of 457 amino acids. Gene Ontology annotation, cellular component: transcription factor TFIID complex. Gene Ontology annotation, biological process: DNA-templated transcription initiation. The record is from RefSeq and is a predicted model, not a curated record. The transcript has a single exon. Lineage: Eukaryota; Fungi; Ascomycota; Pezizomycetes; Pezizales; Morchellaceae.
AUGUCGUUCCCGCAAUCCCCCUCCGUGCAGCAAUAUCCCCAGAACGGGCAACUCACUCCACAGCAGCAGCAGCACCAACAAAUGCAGAUGCAAUACCAGCAGCAGCAGCAGCAACAGCAGCAACAGCAACAGCAGCAAUCCCAACAAUCCCAGCAGCAAGCCUCCACCUCCAUGCCCCCGCCCGCCUCCAAGCCCACCGACCCCACCGACCUCGCCGACGCCCUCACCUCCGCCGGCAUCGACCUCAAAGAAGAAGAAGCGCGCCUGACAGCCUCCACCACCACCACCGGCACCAGCAACGCCCCGGGUACCUCCUCCUCCGACGAAGAAGCCCGCAUCGCCCACCGCCGCCAGGCCGAGAUCCGCACGGCCCACCUCUCAAACCCCUUCCUCACCCCCGAGAUCCUGUCCAACCGGCUCUUUCGCAAGACGCGCGACGCCGCCUGCCAGCUCUUCACGCUCAACGCCGGCAACGGCGCCCUCGUCACCCACGGCCAGCAGGCCGACAUCGCAGCCCUCCUCAGCCUCGCCGCAAAGGACCGCAUCAACCAGUGUGUCACGCGCGCAAUCGUCCUCGCCCGCGCACGCCGCCGCGCCCAGAACGUCGUCUCGGGCGAGUGGGCUGACAGCGUAAAGGGUGCGUCGCUGGACCCUAUCAAGGGCGGUGGCGUCCCGGAUAGCGCCGUCUCACCGGGGAACCCACUAAAGCGCUCAUUCAGCUUUACGGCGGGGGAGAUGGCGCCGGCGCCGGCGCCGACGACGACGCUGGCGAAUGAGACGGCGAAGGCGCUGAGGGGGCUGCAGCAGCGCGAGUUCAACAAGGAGCAGGAGCGCAUCGCAAAGAAGGCGAAGCGCGAGACGCCGGCCACGGCGGCCAGCACGCCCACAGUCGAGCCAACGACACCAUCAGCAGCAGGAGGGGCGGGGGCGUCAUCGUCGCAGGUGGAGCCGCCGUCGACGCCGACAAUGUCGCUGAAGGAGUCGCGCAAGCACAUUGCGAGCAAGAAGGAGGAGGUGAUGUCGCACAAGGCGGCCAACGCGACCGCGAACAUGAUGAUGGGGAUCGGCGGGUUCGGGGGGAAGCGGAAGAAGAAGACGUAUUCGUGGAUGUCGGCCGCUGGGGGCGGGAUUGGCGGUGGGGGCGGGCAGGCGGCGAUGGCGCCGGUGGGGGGCGUUGGGGGGGUGGCGACGCCGACGACGCCCGGGGCGGGUGGGGGGUUGGAGUAUUGGACGGGGGGGCAGAGGAUUGGGGCGUGGAGGGACGAUGGGGAGAGGGGGGCGGGCGUGCAGAUUCGCGAUUGGAUUGGCGCGUUGGAGGGGGAUGGGAGGGGCGUGGGGAAGGGGGUUGUGAAGGCGUAUUUGAGGAUGAAGUGA